CAUGAUGACAUCUCCAAAGUAUGUUUUCUAUCUGGCAUGCUUGUUCUUGGGGGAAAUAGCUCAGAUGACUGAUCUGAAAUUUUCCUUGUCUGUUCGUCAAGAGAGACGUUUUGUAUCAGCCAAUGUUGGAGAUAAUGUGACUCUGCAAUGUUUCUAUGAAGGUGAUGAUUCAGCAUGGCUUUACUGGUAUAAGCAAACUCUGCAACAGAAACCAAGGCUCAUCUCUAACAUCUAUGUGUAUGAUACAAGAACCACUUUUUAUCAUGAAUUCAAGAACAAUCCACGCUUCACAGUGGAUACUGAAAAUGGUAAAAAUCGCUUGACAAUCUUUGAUUUGCGCAUUUCAGACUCAGCUACUUACUACUGCGCAAUUAGUUAUACAUUAGUCUUGACUUUUGCGGAGGGCACUACUGUCAGUGUAAAGGGUUCAGGUUUGAACAUCCAAGCUUCGGUGCAUCAGUCAGCAUCUGAGACCAUCCAGCCAGGAGGCUCUGUGACUCUGAACUGUACAGUACACACUGGGACCUGUGAUGGAGAACACAGCGUUUACUGGUUCAGAAACUCUGAAGAAUCUCAUCCAGGACUCAUGUACACCCAUGGAGGCAGGAAUGAUCAGUGUGAGAGGAAACCCAACACACAAACACACACCUGUGUCUACAACUUGCCACUGACGAGUCUGAAUCUUUCUCAUGCUGGGACCUACUACUGUGCUGUUGCUGCAUGUGGACACAUACUGUUUGGAAACGGGACCAAGCUGGACUUUGAAGAUGAGGUGGAUUCUCUUCUCUUGGUGUAUUUCUUGAGUGGAGCUUUGACAUUCACUAUCAUCCUAGUUGUUCUGUUGCCUUUCUUAGCAUACAAGUUGAUCAAGAAAAACAACUGCCAAUGUACAGAGUCUCACGCAAGAUUAUCAGCUCCUUCCACAAUAAAUGCAGAGGGUUACCAAGACGCAGACAACCUCCAUUAUGCGGCUUUAAGUGUUAACCUGCCCAACAAAUCAAGAAGACAGAGAGAUCAAACCAUGCGUGAAUGUGUGUACUCUAGUGUAAAGCAUUAGAAGUGGACAUUUCAACUUUUUCAAUAAAAUUGGAUUUGGUGGUAUUUCAAGUGUAAUGAGGAUUUAGAUGUAGAUUUUGAGAUAUAUUUGUGGUCUGCAGUCAAAAGAUGCAGCGCAGUAUUCCCAAUAAUUAUAUUCGUAUUGAAUGAUUGUGCUCCUCAUGAUUUACGCCCAAUGCCAACAUUCAGUACCAAUGCAAGAUUAAGUGCGCCCUUUAUGUUGCGAGUCGGAAAGUACGGUGUGGGAGUUUGCAUUGGAUGUAACAACAUUAUCUGGACCCAUGGAAUUCAACCAAACUGAAUCAUGUACAGUGUGUGUUUUCAUAUGUCCAUUCUAUGUCAUUAAUGAUUAAAUAAAGCUAACAUAUUCAUGGGA
This is a messenger RNA of Siniperca chuatsi (mandarin fish), 1432 nucleotides long. RefSeq lists its product as uncharacterized. The transcript is spliced from 5 exons. Bases 2 to 1057 code for a protein of 351 amino acids. The record is from RefSeq and is a predicted model, not a curated record. Gene Ontology annotation, biological process: response to bacterium. NCBI's taxonomy places the organism in Eukaryota, Metazoa, Chordata, Actinopteri, Centrarchiformes, Sinipercidae.